Metarhizium robertsii ARSEF 23 is the source of this 585-nucleotide messenger RNA. RefSeq names its product Trimeric LpxA-like protein. The record is from RefSeq and is a predicted model, not a curated record. Lineage: Eukaryota; Fungi; Ascomycota; Sordariomycetes; Hypocreales; Clavicipitaceae. Gene Ontology annotation, biological process: mitotic spindle organization. The transcript has a single exon. Gene Ontology annotation, cellular component: dynactin complex. Gene Ontology annotation, molecular function: dynein complex binding. Bases 1 to 585 code for a protein of 194 amino acids.
AUGUCGAGCAAGAGACACUCAAUUCUCCCGGCCAUUGACCGCAGUGGCCCCAAGCCGCCCGUUAAUUUCUCGUCGUCGCUCACCAUCUCCGACAAUGCUAUUCUACAAGGCACACAUUCUAUUACGAUGCAGUCAGAAACUGUAGUUCACCCUCGGUCACGGUUCGAAUCCAAUCUCGGCAGCAUACUCAUAGGACGACGGUGUAUCAUCCACGAACGAGCUUACAUCGGAGCGCGUCCCGCCGAUUUAGAUACCGCCAAGCCAGGAGGCGUUGCACUAGGAGACUACGUUGUCGUUGAGGUUGGAACAGUCAUUGAGGCAGGCGAUACCGAAAUUGGCGAGGGGACUACCUUGCAAGUCGGGUGCAAGAUUGGCAGCGGCACCAAAAUCGGAAGACAUUGCACAAUCUCCCAGAAGUCGGUUAUCCCUCCGGGUGAACAUCUGCCUGAUUACACCGUGGUUUACUCAGAUGGCUUACGCCGAUUGGAUAGUCGCGGUGUCACUGACAUGCGGAAACUUGGACUGGUUAAGCAAAUUGCUGUUCUAAAGAAAAUGAUACCCAGCAACCCGGACAAGUUUAAGUGA